Molecule: messenger RNA, 1306 nt
Organism: Ceratotherium simum simum (southern white rhinoceros)
Lineage: Eukaryota; Metazoa; Chordata; Mammalia; Perissodactyla; Rhinocerotidae
Source: RefSeq, a predicted model, not a curated record
UCCCUCUUGUGUUCGAAAUAGAAGAUGCCACCUGCAGGGAGAGGAACGAACUCAUUCAUAUAUUUGUUCGUUCAUUUGAUCCACAGACUGAUAAGUAUAUGCUGCCUGCAGAGGAUGCAAAGAAGGAAAAAGUCCCUGCCCUUAAGGAUAUUAGAAGCUAACAAGAAGACAGAUGUUCAAACAAUUAGAGUAUAGUGUAAUUAUUGUGAUCAUGGAGCAUCCACCUCCCCCAUACACCUCUACCAAAAUGGCUGCUUUCGGACACACAUUCCCCUUCUACCCUGGCCCCAAGCCGACCUUCCCAAUGGACACCACCUCGGCCAUCAUCAUCACCAUCUUUCUGACUGCACUGGUCACCUUCAUCAUCAUCCUGCCUGGCAUUCGGGGCAAGAUGAGGCUGUUCUGGCUGCUGCGCAUGGUGACCAGCUUAUUCAUCGGGGCCCUGAUCCUGGCCGUGAUUUUCAGUUCCAAGUGGUCUGUGGGCCAGGUCAGCACCAACACGUCAUACAAGGCCUUCAGUUCUGAGUGGAUCAGCGCCGAGGUGGGGCUGCAGAUUGGGCUGGGAGGAGUCAACAUCACGCUCACAGGGACCCCAGGGCAGCUUAAUGAGACCAUCAAUUACAAUGAGGAGUUCACCUGGCGCCUGGGCGAGAACUAUGCUGAGGAGUACGCAAAGGCACUGGAGAAGGGGCUCCCGGACCCUGUGCUCUACCUGGCUGAGAAGUUCACUCCGAACAGCCCAUGUGGCCUGCAUAGCCAGUACCGCCUGGCAGGACACUACACCUCGGCCAUUCUGUGGGUGGCAUUCCUCUGCUGGCUGCUGGCCAAUGUGAUGCUGUCCAUGCCCGUGCUUGUCUACGGUGGCCACAUGCUGCUGGCCACGGGCAUCUUCCAGCUGUCGGGACUGCUCUUCUUCUCCAUGGCCACGUCCCUCACCCCACCCUGUCCCCUGCACCUGGGCACUGCUACGCUGCACACUCACCGUGGGCCUGCCUUCUGGAUCACGUUGGCCACAGGACUGCUGUGUGUGCUGCUGGGUCUGGCCGUGGUGGUGGCCCACUGGAUGCAGCCCCACAGGCUGAAGGCUUUCUUCAACCAGAGUGGGGGAGACAGCUCUGUGCUGGAGUGGAUUCCUGAAGAAGGGGGACUCCUGAGCCCCCGCUACCGGUCCACAGCUGAGAGUCCCGAGCCCCUGGACAUUCCUCUGUCAGGGGCUUCCUCCGAGACGUGCUGUAAGGAGGAGUACCCAGGAGAGCCUGACUGUGCCCUAUAAGCUUCCUCUCCUUGGUGGCCACCCGGACUUCCA